Messenger RNA from Microthlaspi erraticum, 372 nucleotides. Lineage: Eukaryota; Viridiplantae; Streptophyta; Magnoliopsida; Brassicales; Brassicaceae. The record is from the annotation of a GenBank genome assembly.
AUGUUACAACUCUCCCCCACUAAACUGGAUUCGACCUCGAAUCCCAACAAAAAACGUCACAAAGACCACAAACCCGACCUCGCAAGGCCACAACACAGGAGAUCCUCACCUGAUCCCCGAGACUCUCAUCUAAUCUUAUGUCAUAAGCCGUCUCUAGACAUCUUUACUCUUAACUCAUCACCUCAAACCACUUGUACUGGGGCCACUACACCCAGACAAGUCUGCACCUACCCAAACUGGGGCCACUACACCCAGGGGCUUGCCAACCGCUGCUUAUACUGGGGCCACUACACCCAAAUAAGUCAGCCACGACUUAUACUGAGGCCACUACACUCAGAUGAGUCUGCCAGAGAACAGUCUCCAAAACCGUAA